This is a messenger RNA of Metschnikowia bicuspidata var. bicuspidata NRRL YB-4993, 657 nucleotides long. RefSeq lists its product as uncharacterized. The record is from RefSeq and is a predicted model, not a curated record. The coding region runs from base 94 to 486 and encodes 130 amino acids. The transcript has a single exon. Lineage: Eukaryota; Fungi; Ascomycota; Pichiomycetes; Serinales; Metschnikowiaceae.
CUUGUGGAGCAUGCCGGUCUCUGUGAAGGGCCCCAAAGCGAAAGACACCUCUUGAGAGGCUCCUGAAGCUUUAGAAAGUGACCUCUGAACUAGAUGUUUUAUUUUUGUGGUUCUAGGAUCGAUUUUAAGUCUAGAAAAUUCCAACUGAAGCAGACAUCGUUUCAAACACAUUUGAGUUUCACGAAGAUGCGGUACCUCAAAAUUUGGAAAUGGCAUUGGGUCUGUCAACAUAAGACCCUUGAACAGAACCGAGCUUCAAAUUUGGGUCUUGUGGACUCAUGUUCAUACUUUUUAAUACAACCUUGUGGAAUGUGCGGAUGUAUAAUCACAAGUCAAUCGACUUAUUUUCUAUUCAUGCGUGUACGUGACCCAGGAGAAUAUUUAGCGGCAAUUGUUGUUUUCUUGUAUUGUUUUGUCCAGUGGUUAUCUUUUGGAAAAUUUGAAGAAUAUUUUGCUGAUAGACGACUGAGACAAGCCUCCUACUAAUAAUUCGUCAUUAUCUACCAAAAAAAAAUCAACAUAUAAAAUAGAAAUGAGCCGAAGAUCGGAAUACCGGUGGGCUCAAUAUAUGCGUCUCCACACGCAGUAGCCUGUGCCGAGGCUGCUACGCGCAUGUGAGUUUAAUGACUAGCCGAGAUAGUAUAUAUAUCCUCCGAC